GAGGGGCAGUUCCUCUUUCCUUCCCUAGCACAGAGGAGGCCCCAGCUCCCAAGGGGCUAAGAAGCUGGAGCACUGGGGAGGGGGAAGAACUGAGCCAGACUCUUGCAAGACCCCCUCCCCCCACCAGGAAACAUGAACAGGAAAGACAGCAAGAGGAAGUCUCACCAAGAAUGCCCAGGAAAGACAGGGGGGCGGGGCCGGCCCCGACAGGCCCGGCGCCACAAGACGUGCCCCAGCCCCCGGGAAAUCAGCAAGGUCAUGGCUUCCAUGGCUCUGGGCAUGCUGAAUGAAGGCGGCUGCAGUGAAGACGAGCUGCUGGAGAAAUGCAUUCAGUCCUUCGACUCAGCUGGCAGCCUGCGCCAUGGGGACCACAUUCUCAACAUGGUACUGGCCAUGCACAGCUGGGUGCUGCCUUCUGCCCACCUCGCUGCCCGUCUGCUGACCUUGUACCAGGAGGCCACAGGGAACACACAGGAGCAGAGGCGGCUGCAGAUCUGUCACCUGGUCAGAUACUGGCUGACCCAACACCCUGAGACGGUACACCAAGAGCCUCAGUUAGAAGAAGUUAUAGGUCGUUUCUGGGCCACUGUGGAGCAGGAGGGCAACUCUGCCCAGAGGAGCCUGGGAGACUCCUCCAACCUCCUGAGCCCGGGUGGCCCUGGCCCCCCGCCCCCCAUGAGCAGCCCAGGCCUAGGCAAAAAGCGCAAAGUGUCCUUGCUUUUCGACCACCUGGAGACCGGGGAGCUGGCUCAGCAUCUCACUUAUCUGGAGUUCCGGUCCUUCCAGGCGAUCACGCCCCAGGACCUGCGGGGCUACGUUUUGCAGGGCUCCGUGCGGGGCUGCCCGGCCCUGGAGGGAUCCGUAGGGCUCAGCAACAGCGUGUCCCGCUGGGUGCAGGUCAUGGUGCUGAGCCGUCCCGGGCCGGCACAGCGCGCGCAGGUGCUGGACAAGUUCAUCCAGGUGGCACAGAGGCUCCACCAGCUACAGAAUUUCAACACACUGAUGGCCGUCACGGGGGGCCUGUGUCACAGUGCCAUCUCCAGACUCAAGGACUCCCAUGCCCACCUGAGCCCUGACAGCACCAAGGCCCUUCUAGAGCUGUCAGAGCUGCUUGCUGCGCACAACAACUACGCCCGCUAUCGCCGCACCUGGGCUGACUGCACGGGCUUCCGGCUGCCCGUACUGGGCGUGCACCUCAAAGACCUGGUGUCCCUGCAUGAGGCUCAGCCCGACCGGUUGCCUGACGGCCGCCUGCACCUGCCCAAACUCAACAACCUCUACCUGCGGCUGCAAGAGCUGGCAGCCCUCCAGAGGCAGCACCCCCCGUGCGGCGCCAGCGAGGACCUGCUGCACCUGCUCACGCUUUCCCUGGAUCUCUUCUACACGGAGGAUGAGAUCUAUGAGCUUUCUUAUGCCCGGGAGCCCCGCUGUCCCAAGAGUCUGCCACCCUCCCCCUUCAAAGCGCCCCUGGUGGUGGAGUGGGCCCCUGGCGUGACACCCAAGCCUGACAGGGCCACCCUGGGUCGGCACGUGGAGCAGCUGGUGGAGUCUGUGUUCAAGAAUUACGACCCUGAAGGCCGAGGAACCAUCUCCCAGGAGGACUUUGAGCGACUCUCAGGCAACUUCCCCUUUGCCUGCCAUGGGCUUCACCCACCCCCCCACCAGGGGAAUGGCUCCUACAGCCGAGAAGAGCUGACGGGCUACCUGCUCCGGGCCAGCGCCAUCUGCUCCAAGCUGGGCCUGGCCUUCCUGCACAACUUCCAGGAGGUCACUUUCCGCAAGCCCACCUUCUGUGAUAGUUGCAGUGGCUUUCUCUGGGGUGUCACCAAGCAAGGCUACCGCUGUCGGGACUGUGGGCUGUGCUGCCACAAACACUGCAGGGACCGGGUAAAGGUGGAGUGUAAGAAGAGGCCAGGGGCCAAGGGCGACAUGAGCCCCCCUGGAGCCCCCGUCCCGCCUACACUGGUUCCCCAUGCCAGCUGUGGCUCGGAAGACAAUCUCUCCUACACACUAUCCCUGGAACCUGAAACAGGGUGCCACCUUUGCCACGCUUGGACCCAGACAGAGCCCCCACACCCUUCCUGGGAGCCAGAGAUGAGUCAGUCCCAAGUCCUGUUACUCGGCCUCCAGCAGGACCCCCAAAGGCACCGCCGCCUUCCCAUCCACACCACCUUCAGUGAAGACUUUGUCAUCUCUUACUCGGAAAGUUAUUUUCUUCCUUUGCCUCAGAAUGGCCACAACCUGUACUCCCCUUUCCCUGCACCCUGUAUCUGUGCGGUUUCAUGCUGGAUCUGUCUAGACUUAAGGAUCAUCUCACCAACUCCUUACAUCUCCAUUUUACACAUGAGGAAACUGAGGCCCAGGGAGGUUAAGCUGCUCUCCAAGGUGGCAGAGCUCCUAAGUGUUGGAGGCAGGAUUGAAGUCCAGGUCUUCUGUCUGCCUCUAAAAUGGAAGCUCCUUACCAGUUUGCUACACUGACAGCACGGGUCAGGCCGGGGAGGCAGAGUGCCUAAGUUCCAGAGACAGGAGAGAAGGCUAGAGUAGAGGUGGAACAGGGAGCCUGUGAACACCUGAGUCCCUCCCCUACUCAGAGCCCUUCCAUGCCUCCCUCUCACUCAGGGGAAAAGCCAGAGUCCUCACUUCAGCCCACCUCCCACAAUCUGUUUCCAUCACCUCUCUGACCUCACCUACCACCACUCACCCCUUACUCAUCCUGUUCCAGCUACACUGGCCUCUAUGGUCCCUGAACAUGCCAAAAAUACUCCUACCUCAGGGCUUUUGCACUGGCAGUUCCCUCUGCCUGGAAUGCUCUUCCAGAGGCCUACAUGGCUCACUCUUUGGGACUUAGGUCUAAUGUCGCCUUCUCAGGGAGGCCCCUCUGACCAUACUCAAAGUUGCAGUCCACCCCCCAGUCCUGCUUCUCCCUUCCUUAUUUUUCCCUAAAGUCCUUUACUCAUCUAGCAAACUAUACUUUUUACCUAUUUAUCUUGUUGAAUGUCUGCUCCUCUUCACCAGAAAUCGUCAACUCCAGAAGAGCAGGGGUUUUAUAACCUAUAUUUUUUCAGUGUUGUAUCCCUAGUGCUGAGAACAGGGCUGGCACCUGGCAGGUACCUGAGAACUCUUUGUCCAAUGCCUGCAUGUCUCCUUCCCCGUGCCCACAAGAAAGGAAAGAUGUGUUGCUAAAUAGCAAAGGACUAUGAGGGUCAGAGCAACAGGGGCCUGUUGAGACCCAAAGGACAAAGACACCCCUACCCCUCCUCAAACCUGAGCACCCCUGACCUGGCCUCCCCAGAGAUAGGUCCUACAGCUGUCAUAAAUUAAAUUUAUUUUCCAGA
Molecule: messenger RNA, 3335 nt
Organism: Ailuropoda melanoleuca (giant panda)
Lineage: Eukaryota; Metazoa; Chordata; Mammalia; Carnivora; Ursidae
Gene: RASGRP4
Product: RAS guanyl releasing protein 4
Exons: 17
Coding region: 133-2478 (781 amino acids)
Biological process (GO): Ras protein signal transduction
Cellular component (GO): plasma membrane
Molecular function (GO): guanyl-nucleotide exchange factor activity; calcium ion binding
Source: RefSeq, a predicted model, not a curated record